Molecule: messenger RNA, 873 nt
Organism: Penicillium maclennaniae
Lineage: Eukaryota; Fungi; Ascomycota; Eurotiomycetes; Eurotiales; Aspergillaceae
Exons: 1
Coding region: 1-873 (290 amino acids)
Source: RefSeq, a predicted model, not a curated record
AUGUACGACAAGCGAACAGGCAAAAUGUGCCAGCUCCAUGAACAAAACACCGAACUUGACGCCAGUUUCGAUGUGAUCGUGGGAACCAUGCGCCUUCAGCAGAAGUUACGCUGCCUAAACUCUGGGCCACACGCACAGAUUACAACGACAGUCAACUUUAGCAAGCACAACAGCGCCUUUGUCAACCUCGAGGGUCUUGCCGAUAACUCUCUUCUACUUACCUUCAAAAUCCUUUCGGCUAUUCAAAUAACCCAAGUCGAGCCAAACGCCAUCCAGAAUUCGGGCACCAACGGAGCCAGAGUCAAAGAUGCCUUGAACAAUGGAACAAGUGCCAAUGGCAUCUUCCUAAAAGGCACCAGUGUCCAAGAAAAACACAAGAAGCUGGGGUCAAAGCCAAUACUCCGACAAGAAGUCUUGGGUUUCUUCCCUGACAACCAAACAAACGAGUGCCCACUCUUCAAAGUCGUAAAUGCGAACCUGGACAUGGAGAAGACUAUGCAACUGCAUCUACCCAAGGACCGCAUCAGUUCAUGGAUGACAGUCGGCCUAAUUUUGCUUACUUUCCGCGAGAUCACAGCUACCAUCUGGCACCGAAUCACCACCCAACAAAAGGGCAAGGACGUGGCAGGGCUCAACUGGGUCCAGGUCCGAGAGCAAACAGCUCAAAUCUCGGUAGUCAUGACCCUCGAAGCGAAGCGAAGAGUUCAGGCUGCCCUCGACAAGGAAAGGGCACGAUCUACUGCAAUUAUGCAACAGGCUGUCUAUCUCGGAUUGCAGGGAGAUCCUACAGGGCGAUACAUUGGUUUCUCGGCCCGUGUGCGUCCAGCUCAAUAUGGCCAAUUGCGCGCAGGAGAUCUGGGAUUCCGAGGCUGA